Vespula vulgaris is the source of this 3363-nucleotide messenger RNA. It is a transcript of the gene Sobp, whose product is annotated as sine oculis-binding protein homolog. Gene Ontology annotation, biological process: animal organ development. The record is from RefSeq and is a predicted model, not a curated record. Lineage: Eukaryota; Metazoa; Arthropoda; Insecta; Hymenoptera; Vespidae. The transcript is spliced from 4 exons. Gene Ontology annotation, cellular component: nucleus. Bases 1038 to 3287 code for a protein of 749 amino acids.
CGUACGCGUAGCGAGCGUACAUGCGAGAAGAUGUUCCCUUGGAUCGGUUUCUUGGAUCAUCUCUCCUUCGCGAUAAGUGAUACAUAAAAAAGUGUGCAGAGUGAAUCGAUAAGUCUUGUGAUAUUUUUAAAUCUUUAUUAUCCUUUCAUCCCAGGACAAAGUAUAUUUUCUUCGAAGAACUUAAAUCAAGAAGGUAUCGAAGAAGUAUCUUCGAAAAUUUAAAUUACGCGGGUAAUUGCCGAUCUUAAAAGGGAAUCUAGAUCAACGCGAUAUGCAUUAUACGCGAGUUUUCACGCGAAAGAUUCUAUUUCAAGCGCACGUGGACACACACAGAUUUCAUUGAAACGAACGAAAUGACGUCGUCGCGUGCGAACGUCGACUCUCUCGUUAAAGAAUACCGGGAACUUUUGGAGAAGAAAACGCAUAAUGUAUGCGAAUAUCGCGAUUGAGAAGGUCGAAAACGUCGACACGACGAAACAACGAGGACACAAGGGGAGAGAGAGACCGAUCAUAUGGUCUAAUUUUAAUGCGAGUUGUUUUACCUUAGUGACCUAAAAAUAUCGGUGAAAUUCGAUUAGCCUAGAGCCUGCCGUCUUCCGCUGCCUGCGGCAUGCGAGGAGCAUCUAGCUAAGUAUUUUUAGGAAAAACUCUUCCAACAUUUUCACGAACGAAAUCGUUUUACACUGGAUAUACAUAUAUACGUAUCAGUUGGCUCAUCCUUUUGCUUUUACAGCCAACAUAGUAUCGAUGACUUUCAAAGAGAAUUCAAUUUUCUGUAUUCGAUCGAACGAAAUGCGUCGAUCGAUCGAUCGCUCUUUUGCGAACUAAUCCGGAAAGUUUUUUUUUUUUAUACCUAAAAGGAUGAUAACGAGUUUUAUGGGAUAAAGCAUUAACUUGUCGAAACUUUUCGAACCAAGCAGGUACGCGUUUAUAUGCAUACGUGUGUGUUUAUAUAUAUAUAUAUGUAUAUAUAUAUGUGUAUAUAUAUAUAUGUAUUUAUAAAUCAUUUCAAAGAUUUAUGAACGUAGAAGAAAGUAAUGGGAAGUAGGAUAGAAUCGUUAUCGAGCAUAAUAAACGAGAGAUCAGCGAAGACGGGAGUGUCGUCGUUGCUAUCGUCGUCGUCGUCGUCGUCGUCGUCGUCGUCCUCGUCGUCCUCUUCGUCAUCGUCGUCGUCGUCGUCGUCGUCGUCGUCGUCGUCGUCGUCAUCGUCGUCAUCGUCGUCGCCGUCGUCGUUAGAAGAUAAGACCGUUUGUGGCGAUUUCAUGGGAAGAAAACGUGUAUCAACAAAGGUGAAGAAAGAAGAGGCUGACGAAGAAAUUAGGGAAUAUGCAGCAACGGCAAUGAGUGAAUUGUUGGGAUGGUAUGGCUAUGAGAAAGUCGAUAGUGGCUACACCAGAGGCUUAAAUCUUGAUCACUUUGCACCCGUUGCAACUUCGAAACAUCCCUUGCCUCAAAUGGAUCGACAGUUUAUAUUCAACGGGGCUUCGUCGAGAUCGCCGAUGGCGACGAAUCAUCAAUCGGCCUUUUCUCAUUCUCUACGAACGAAAUUACCACCGUCGUAUUAUUCUAACGAAAUUUCGAAGAGUCCCGAUAAAGUUCCGGCGACUUCUUCCUUAGAAAUCAAAACUGUACCAUCUACCUCACGAUUACCUUAUCACAACGAUUCGACUUCGAGUAGUCCAGAUGAAAUGACGGACGUCGGACACAGAGUAAUAUCCUGUUCUUGGUGCGGACGAAUCGGUGAGACGUGGGAACCGGGAAGAACGAAUCCACUCUCUUGCGGAAUGGUCAAUGCUUUGGGACAAUUUUGUAGCGAGGCAUGUUUCGCCGCUGGCCGAAGAGCCGCUUUCAAGAGAGCUCGUACCUGCGAUUGGUGCAGACACGUACGAAAUCCGAUCAGUUACGUCGAUUUUCAGGACGGCGAAAGUCAGCUUCAAUUUUGUAGCGACAAGUGCUUGAAUCAAUACAAGAUGAACAUAUUUUGUCGAGAGACCGAGACUCACCUUGCCCUCCACGGACUCACCGCGAUACCUUCGAGCGAUUCUGGAAAGGGUGGUGGACUGAUCACGCCUGAGCUUUGGCUUCGAAACUGUCAAUCGCCUCGUAGUUCGACGGAGGAAAUUCUGAUCGUCGACGACGAAUCGAUCAGCAGGCUCUCGCCUUUGUCGUCUCAGAACGUCGAAGUCGAUCGCAAAGAGUCCAUCGAUGUUGCGAAAUCUGAAAAUUUGUCUCUCAAGAUAAUAAGAAGAAAUUCUUUUUGUACGCGAACAGACGUUAAUACGACAUCGAGGGCAUUCAUAAGAAAGAUGGAGAACGCGGACGAAAAGAUGAGCGAGGACGGCGAGAGUGUUCGCGAGACCAUUAAGGAAUCGUUGAAAGAUCAAGAAUAUCAAAAGUAUUAUCAUUGCGCGAACGAUCGUAUACAUUGUAGGCUUCCUUAUUCGGAGUCGAAUUUGUUAAACCUGAGCCAAUCGGGAUCGUCUUUCGUGGAUCAUAACAAACAACGUAUCAUGGGAAGCGUGAUGGACGGUGAAUUGCACGACAGGCAUCAGAUCUAUAAAUCUGCUAUCGAACAAAAAACUGAUAUACACGUGAAGGACGUGAAAGGAUUGCGAGGGAGAGAAUCCAGAAGCCGGGAAAAUAUUCGAUACUCCCAGCAGAGAAAAUUUCGUAAAUCGUCCUCUUGGAUUCCGGAGGCAUCUUCCUCGCCGAUACGAUCGGAGGCGGCACCUUCGCCCGGCUCUUGUACCGACGAAUCCAGGCAACGUAAAUAUCCCUCGGAUCUCAGAAUGUAUACCGAAAUGCCAUCGGUUCAUCCUGGUCAAUCUCAAUUAUCGGCCCAGGCUCCGUCCUCGUCGUUGUUACCUCCCGUGACGAUACUCGUCCCUUAUCCGAUACCGAUACCAAUUCCAGUUCCUAUACCUAUACCACUUCCCACAUCGGUCUUUGCCAAAUUUCUGACUGAGAAGAAGGAAACGUCGUUGAACAACACAGAUUCCGAUCGAAAGAGUUCUAUCUCGGACAAUUUAACGGAUAGUGUUAUCUCUACGACGGAUCAUACGACAUCCGUGAAAACCAGUUCCCCGUCUACUCCCGCGGGACCAGACAAGUGUCACUUUACGGUGGUUUCUUCCAAUAGCGACAGUGAACAUUCUAGCGCGAUAUCGAGUAAAAACAUCGUUUCGAAAAAUUCUACGAGGUCAUUGAGAAAAAAGAAACGCGUUAACGAGGAUACAGAAAGUGCCGAUCGUCAACCAAAGCGAAGAAGUAAAUUUCUAACGACCUAGGAAUUUUGCGCAGCGUUUAGACAUUUUUAUAUUACUUCGAUUCGUUUUGUCAUUAAAGUAACUAUUUUGACGAUGA